GCGCUGGUGCUGCCCUCUGCCUGGAGCCUGGUGCCCCCCCUGUUGUGAUGCCUCUGAUGGAGUGCUGGAGGGAUGUGUGUGGCAGUCCUUGGUCCCACACCCACUUCUGAGGUGUCAUCUGCAGCACACUUGCCCGCUACCAUUUUUCCUGUGCACGUAGCUCCCUGGCCGGGUCCUGUUGUGGCCAUCUGAGAUCCUGGACAUGACCGUGGCUGGUGCCCUUGGCAGCCAUUGGGUGUCUUGAGUGGAAGUAGCUGCCUGCUGUCUCUCACCCAUGGCUUAGAAGAUCCGCGUCCCUGGCUUAGCUCCUGGACCCUAAGAUAUUGCAGUGGCUCCCAUCCUGAUCCCCACCUCCUGAGCAUGGAAAUUCAUGUGCAUUCAUGUCACAGAGCCACCUUGGAUGUCAGCAUGGUAUUGUAUUGGUGUUGAGGACACAGCCUUGAACAGGACAAUCCAAAGGUACUUUCAGAGCUCAUAACCCAGGACAGCUGCUGCCUGGGACAGGUGACCCAGGCACCCCACUAGGGCAACGGCCCCUGCCCCACGGGCUGGGAUCAUGAAAGGCCUCGGUGACAGCCGCCCCCGCCACCUCUCCGACAGCCUGGACCCACCUCAUGAGCCCCUCUUUGCCGGGCCUGACCGCAACCCCUACCUGCUGUCUCCCACAGAGGCCUUUGCCCGGGAAGCCCGCUUCCCUGGGCAAAACACACUGCCGGGGGACAGCCUCUUCCCACUUAACAACCAGCUGCCCCCACCAAGCAGCACCUUCCCCCGAAUCCACUACAACUCUCACUUUGAGGUGCCCGAGGAGAGCCCAUUCCCUAGCCACGCCCAAGCCACUAAGAUCAACCGGCUGCCAGCCAACCUCCUGGACCAGUUUGAGAAACAGCUGCCUAUCCACCGGGAUGGCUUCAGCACCCUCCAGUUCCCUCGGGGUGAGGCCAAGGCCAGGGGUGAGAGUCCUGGCCGAAUUCGCCACCUGGUCCACUCUGUGCAGCGGCUCUUCUUCACUAAGGCGCCCUCGAUGGAGGGCACCACGGGCAAGGUGGGUGGCAAUGGCAGCAAGAAAGGUGGCCUGGAGGACGGGAAAGGCCGGAGAGCCAAAAGCAAGGAACGGGCCAAGGCUGGGGAGCCCAAACGGCGAAGCCGCUCCAACAUCUCAGGCUGGUGGAGUUCAGAUGACAACUUGGACGGUGAGGGUGCCGCCUUCCGCAGUGGCCCUGCCUCGGGGCUGAUGACUCUAGGCCGCCAGCCAGAACGUACUCAGCCCCGCUACUUCAUGCACGCCUACAACACCAUCAGUGGACACAUGCUCAAAACCACCAAGAACACUACCACGGAGCUGACUGCCCCACCACCCCCGCCUGCUCCCCCCGCCACCUGUCCCAGCCUUGGAGUGGGCACUGACACCAACUAUGUCAAACGAGGCUCCUGGUCCACUCUAACCCUCAGCCAUGCCCAUGAGGUCUGCCAGAAGACCUCAGCCACCUUGGAUAAGAGCCUGCUGAAGUCCAAGUCUUGCCACCAGGGUCUGGCCUACCAUUACCUGCAGGUGCCCGGCGGAGGUGGAGAGUGGAGCACCGCGCUGCUGUCCCCUCGGGAGGUGGAUAGCUCAGCGGAGGGGCCCAUCCCCUGUCGGCGCAUGCGCAGUGGCAGCUACAUCAAGGCCAUGGGCGACGAAGACAGUGAUGAGUCUGGAGGUGGUAGCCCCAAGCCUUCACCCAAGACCGCAGCGCGGCGUCAGAGCUACCUGAGGGCCACGCAGCAGUCUCUGGGGGAGCAGAGCAACCCCCGCAGGAGUCUGGACCGCUUAGAUUCAGUGGACAUGCUGCUACCUUCCAAGUGCCCCAGCUGGGAAGAGGAAUACAACCCCAUCAGUGACAGCCUCAAUGACUCCAGCUGUAUCAGCCAGGUUUUUGGACAGGCUUCUCUGAUCCCCCAGUUGUUUGGCCAUGAUCAACAGGUCCGGGAGGCAGAUCUGAGUGACCAGUAUGAGGCAGCCUGUGAGUCGGCCUGCAGUGAAGCUGAGUCCACAGCGGCAGAGGCGCUAGAUUUGCCGCUGCCCAGCUACUUCCGCUCACGCAGCCACAGCUACCUGCGAGCCAUCCAGGCAGGCUGCUCGCAGGAGGAGGACAGUGUCUCCCUGCAGUCCCUCUCCCCACCGCCCAGCACUGGCAGCCUCAGCAACAGUCGCACGCUUCCAAGUUCAUCAUGCCUAGUGGCAUAUAAGAAGACCCCACCACCGGUCCCUCCACGUACUACAUCAAAGCCGUUCAUCUCAGUCACCGUCCAGAGCAGUACUGAGUCUGCACAGGACACCUACCUGGACAGUCAGGACCACAAGAGUGAAGUGACGAGCCAGUCAGGCUUGAGCAACUCAUCAGACAGCCUGGACAGCAGUACCCGACCGCCCAGUGUGACACGUGGUGGAAUCAGCCCAGGCCCUGAAGCUCCGGAGCCACCCCCUAAGCAUGCAGCUCUGAAGAGUGAACAAGGGACACUGACGAGCUCUGAGUCCCAUUCCGAGGCCAUCCCCAAAAGGAAACUGUCAUCAAUAGGAAUACAAGUUGACUGCAUUCAGCCAGUGCCAAAAGAGGAGCCCAGUCCCGCUACCAAAUUCCAGUCCAUCGGGGUUCAGGUAGAGGACGACUGGCGAAGCAGUGCCCCCUCUCACAGCAUGUCCUCCCGUCGGGACACUGACUCCGAUACCCAGGAUGCCAAUGACUCCAGCUGUAAGUCAUCUGAGAGGAGUCUCCCAGACUGUACCCCGCACCCCAAUUCCAUCAGCAUUGAUGCUGGCCCCCGACAGGCCCCCAAGAUUGCCCAGAUCAAGCGCAACCUCUCCUAUGGAGACAACAGCGACCCUGCCCUGGAGGCGUCUUCGCUGCCCCCACCUGACCCUUGGCUGGAGACCUCCUCCAGCUCCCCAGCAGAGCCAGCCCAGCCUGGGGCCUGCCGCAGAGAUGGCUACUGGUUCCUGAAGCUCCUUCAAGCAGAAACGGAGAGACUGGAAGGCUGGUGCUGCCAGAUGGACAAGGAGACCAAAGAGAACAACCUCUCUGAAGAAGUCCUAGGAAAAGUCCUCAGUGCUGUGGGCAGUGCCCAGCUCCUGAUGUCCCAGAAAUUCCAGCAGUUCCGAGGCCUCUGUGAGCAGAACUUGAACCCUGAUGCCAACCCCCGUCCAACAGCCCAGGACCUGGCAGGGUUCUGGGACCUGCUGCAGCUGUCCAUUGAGGACAUCAGCAUGAAGUUUGAUGAGCUCUACCACCUCAAGGCCAACAGCUGGCAGCUGGUGGAGACCCCCGAGAAGAGGAAGGAAGAGAAGAAACCACCACCUCCGGUUCCGAAGAAGCCAGCCAAAUCCAAGGCGGCAAUGAGCCGCGACAAAGCCUCAGACGCAGGGGACAAGCAGCGUCAGGAGGCCAGAAAGAGACUCCUGGCAGCCAAGCGAGCAGCGUCUGUGCGGCAGAACUCAGCCACAGAGAGUGCGGACAGCAUCGAGAUUUAUGUCCCUGAGGCCCAGACCAGGCUCUAAGGCCACAAAGGAGAAAGCACUCAAUUUUAAAUCAUUAAAAACUCAAUGCAAAUGGAACAGCGUUUUCUCACCCUUUAGUAUGGUUAUUAUCUCUAGAGACCCUGAGCCAACUUUCCAAUUGACACAAACAAGGGCUCACAAUGUGGCUUUUCUGGGUCCCUCCAAGCUUUAGGUUAUGAAGACUUGACUCACAAAAACAAAAAAAAAUUUAAAUACCACAAUCUAGCCCCUUUUCCCUUUGGGCUGCCAUGGCGGACAACAACAACUUGGACAGCCCUGGCCUGGCCUCCAGAUUGCAGUCUUUUUACUUCUGUCUGCUGGGGACUAGCUUGUUUACAGGACGACGACAGUCCACGGCAGCCUUGGGCCCCUGCCAUGCCCCUCCCUUCCCAACAUCCCACGGCUUUUCUUUUCCUUUCAGAGCUCACACAGGGGUCACCACCGUGGCCAGUAGCUUUCUGGUUCAUACCCUUUGGGGCUGAGGGCACAGAGGACAGAAAUGGGCAGCACUCCUCCCUCUCCCCAGCCUCCCCGCUAAGUGCUCACACACUGUCGGCCCGCGCACACAGAUGAGGUGCCCGCCCUCCGCUGCCAUCCAACUGCCUUGGCAGUGUCAGGCUGGACUGGCCUCUGAGCAGACGAGAAAAGUGAUGGUCCUUGGAGCACGUGUGGGGAAGCCAUGGUUACCGUGCUCCAGCCCCUUCAGAAAAUUCAGGACUCCCAAGUGGCUUCCAAGGAGUUGUCUGUCAUUGGCCGCACCUUUGUCCAGUCCCCCCUGGGACAGGUGGCGGUGUCUGUACGUAUGUGUACAUAUGCACAUAGACCUUAGAGUGUAUAUUUAAUAAACGCCCAUCUGCUCACCCAAGCCCACCAGCGCCGCUGCCACCGGCUCUUGGGGUACCUGCAGGAGGCGGGUGUGUGAAUAGCAUAUAUUUUUACAUGUACUAUAUCUAGGUGUGUGUACAAGUGUGUGUAAAAAUAUGCCUUGUGUGUAAGCAGCCCCCCUUUUUUGGUUGUCCACCCAACCCAUCAGCCCAGCCUCUUGUUUUUUAUUCUGUUGUAAUUUUCAUCCCAAUCUCUCCUGUCCCCCACUUCUAUACUCCUAUUCCCAAGGUAUUCUGAGCCCUGAGCUGCAAAGGCCUAGGCCCACAGAGCAGGAUGGGGAGGGCAAGGCUGGGUCAGGCCACCUAGAGGGGGUCGGACCCAGCAGAUGAUUUGGCAUACCAGGGGCUGUUCCAUGCUGUGGGUAUGACUCAAGGGCAUUGGGGACAUCCUUUUGUCUGGCGCGUGCUGCAGGGGUCCCCUGGGUCCCCCAGGUGAAGCAAGGCCUGCUCUAGGGGCCUGUUCUAGCUUGGCCGCCCCCUCUGUGACCUUGGGCAAGUCACUUGACCUCUGUGUGCCUCAACUUCCUCCUCUGUAAAAUGGGGACAGUCCCUGCCCCUCCCUACCUCACAGGCAUGUAGUGAGAAUAAAUGAGGUAACGUGUA
Cricetulus griseus (Chinese hamster) is the source of this 5022-nucleotide messenger RNA. The record is from RefSeq and is a predicted model, not a curated record. Lineage: Eukaryota; Metazoa; Chordata; Mammalia; Rodentia; Cricetidae.